Messenger RNA from Drosophila biarmipes, 4433 nucleotides. RefSeq lists its product as uncharacterized. The record is from RefSeq and is a predicted model, not a curated record. Lineage: Eukaryota; Metazoa; Arthropoda; Insecta; Diptera; Drosophilidae. Bases 847 to 2445 code for a protein of 532 amino acids. The transcript has 8 exons.
GUUUGGUUCGCUCUGCUGUCGCCAAAUUCCACUGCCCCCGAGUACAAGCACAACAAAGCUGCCAAAUACGAGGGCCAGCGAGGCAAUAAAUUCAAAUAAAAUCCCCAUCACAACAAAGCAUAAACAACAGCUUAACAAGACAUCCAAUAAUAAAAAUAUCAUCCAAGUGCAAAGGAAAUAGCAACUCGGUGGACAAACAAAUGCCGGCUAAAAAAGUGUCAGAAUGUGUGAAAAUUAAUAUUUCACCAGAGAUUUGAGGGCUGCCAAAACAAGAAAAAAACUGAAAACAGGACAAACUUUUCGCAAACUUUUAUUUGUACGCGAGAAUUAUGAAAAAUAUGUGAGAAAUGUGCAAAACCCACGGAAAAAUACUCUAGUAGGGGCGAAGAGCAUAGGUCAAGCCCUAUCCUCCAGUGCGAGAUAUUUUCCACUCGGUCUUGAAAUCCCCUGACGUUGCGCUUUCUGCAAACCCGGUGAACCACCCACCGCCCACCGAGUGCCAUGUGUAUGUGCGGAGGAAAAAGCCAUGUGAAUCUGUGAGAGAAGCCGUGUAACGUGCUAAAAUAAGUUAAUUUAUUGCCGGCACAACAACAAUCACAACACACACAAGGACAACAACUGCCGGCAGUCAUAACAUUUGCCCUGUUCACCGGUUACCCAAAGCUGGGUAUUUGCCUCUGAGUAAACCAUAUCCACAAAACUCAGAAAUAGGUCAAAUUCAAUUGACAUUUAUUGGCCAAUAUAUAUUUACAAGGCCCUAACGGAAGCGACGGAAGAUCGAGAAAGGAAAAAAAGCAAAGAAGGACGCACAUCCCCUACAGAAAAAUAGUUAAAAUAUCUAUUUCAAUGCCGACGACGACGACUAUGGCGACCCAUCACAUGCAAAUGGCCAACAAGUGGAGGGCGAAGAAGGACUGCGGAUUCCAGGGGCAUGGAUCCUUCAGUGGGCGUGGCUGCGUUUGUUGGAUAUCUCUGGUGCUGCUCCUCGUCCUGGUGCCUGAUUUUAUUGUGGCACUCAAGGAUGUGUCGGUAAUGAUACCACAGGCGGUGAAACGUGGCAGCAACGCGCUGUUCACGUGUAAUUACGAUAUGGAAAACGAUACUCUAUAUUCGGUGAAAUGGUAUAAGGGCAAGCGUGAGUUUUAUCGCUACACGCCCAAGGAGAACCCGGCGAUGAAGGUCUUUGCCAUGACAAGUGGUCUCAAUGUCGAGCGCAACCUUUCGAAUCAGAGCCACGUAGUCCUGCAGUCGGUGCCGCUGAAUAUUUCGGGAAAAUUUACAUGCGAAAUAUCCGUGGAGGCGCCCACUUUCCAAACGGCCAUGGUGUCCGGCGAAAUGGAGGUGGUCGAGCUGCCGGAAGAGCACACUGUGGUUACCGGGAUACAGGCACGUUAUCGCAUCGGCGAUUUGGUCGACGGCAAUUGCUCAAUUAAAUACUCGAAACCGGCUGCUAAUUUGACAUGGACUAUUAAUGGUAUUGUGGUGCCUCCGCAUCACAUAAAGACCUAUCAGACGGAGAGGCGGGAGAACAGCACACUGGAGUCGGUGACGAGUGCCAUACAUUUCAUGGUCACCAAUCAGCACUUCCUCAAGAGCCAGAUGAGGCUCAAGUGCACGGCCAAUAUCUUUGACAUCUUCAAGGAGGAAAUGGAGAACAUCAUCGAGGAGGACCGGCCCAGGAUAAUGGCCUCGGGCAGAUCGUAUGACAUCAACAACUAUCCCCUGGAGGAGCACACGAAUGGCGAGCGGGGCGGCUACGAGGAUCACAACGAGUCCUAUUUGACUUACUACUCGGCGGAUAACGCGGCAUCGGGAGCCUCGACAGCUGCACCUGAAAUCUUCUGGCAAUUCUGGCCAUCGCAGCUGGCAAAGCCGCCCAUCAACAGGCAGUUGGCGGGGGCGUGGCACUGGCUCUGCGGGGGCGGAGGGGCGGCGGCCCUUCUGCUUGUGCCGCUGCUCCUGGGGCCGCUAACCCAUCAAAUUAUCAACUGUCAAUACACAAAGCCGGCGACUGGCAAGGUGCAGCAGCAGCAGCAACAGCAGCAGCAACAUCGCAGCAGCAACAUCGAUGUGACGCGUUCAAAAGCGGCAGCAUCCGCCUCCGCGCCCAGCGUCAAAUGCUUUUAUAAUUGUCAAAUGGCUACGGCGGUGCCAACUCAGAGCCGCGACGGUGAUGAUGAUGGUGAUGCGAAUAUUGGCAGCACAACUGCAGUAGCAACAGCCACUGCUGAUGUCGCAGAUGUUGCUGGAGGAGUUGCUGCCAGUGCGAGUUGCAGCAUUAAGCGGCUGUCAGCGACACUUGUGGACGGCCAGGGUGCAGGGGGCGUGGCCAGUUGGCCGGAUCAACGAUUAUUGAUGACUCGGCGGCGGCAAAAGCGGCAAAAGUGCCAAAAGAAAUCGCAGGCGAUGGAUGCCAUGAUGCAGUCGCCCUGCUGCGCGUGCUGAUGCCGAAUUGAUGAUGAAAUCCAUUUCCGAAAGUAGCUUAAGGUGCUCGCCACCGUGCAGAAAUGAAGGAGAAACGAGGCCCCUUUCCCUUUCCCCUCCGAACUGUUGAAGGGCAUAAUUAAUAUGCAUGCGAACUCGUAUUGAUUGCAUGAGCCAGCUGCAUAAAUCGAUCUGGUCGUAGGUCUUAAGUGUUAUUCGCAUAAGGUCAGGGAAGUGCUGAAAUGUGGCGUAUUUAAUUAUUGAGAGAAAAGCCGGCGGGCAGAUACGAAGUCGAUGAGUAAAAACAGGAAAUAAUUUAGUGUUAAGUCGGGGAAAAUAAAACAUAUGGUGAAACCAAUAAAAUAGCGGAUACCCUGUACGUUGCAAUCACAGAACCAUAUUGCUUACUUACGUCUUCUUUUUCAUGAGCACACUUUACGCUUAAAAUAUUACAUAUUAUUAAAAUGUAAUAAAAUCUUUAUUAAAUAAUCAAAUUUUCUUUUUUUUCCACCGAAUAAAAAUAACACAAAUUAACUGACAAUAAUAACCCCUACCCUAAGUUUAUUUCAAGACUCUCUUAUUUUCUCAUCGAUAUUUCUGUGCAAACUUUUACUGUUAAUUAAAGGAGAUUACAAAAACCUUUCAUUAAGAGCAACCUAAAUAAUCGCUGAAAGAGAUACACAAAAUGCACAGUUAAUCCUUGGAUUUGCGUACAGGGUGAAAAAAUGCAUGUACUUAGUCAGUGAAAUGCGAAAAGUACUCAGAAUGCUUGCCAUGUUCGUUCAACUCCUUAUGUUGUAUCUAAGCAUUAUACAUACUCACAAGCAAAAAGAAAUCAAAAGAUAUACACAAAUGUGAACAGUGUACAGCAAGCUGAACUUUAGACUGCACUUGAGCUUAGCUUUCGGGUACCGUAGUGCAUUUUAAAGUGGGUUUUUCAAAGCUAAACAUUGUAAACAACUCAAGCUAGAGCAAAAGAAAUAAAUGAUUUGUCUUAUUCUUGGCACAAAGACAAUGCGUUAACUCAAUGUGUAAAUAUAAAAAACUCAAUAGAAAAUAAAACUUCAUAUAAAAUAACACCCACUGUACAGAAAGGAACUUUUUACGGUUGUGGAAAUGAAAAGCAAAAUUAAUUAUUAUAGCAAUCGUUUAUUUGUAGAAAACACAGAAUACAUAGAUCAAGCAAAAACGAAAAUGAACAUUUAAUUUGAACUCUAAUUUUGGCAAUAUAAAAUCUCGAAAAAAAACAAUCGAUUAUUUAACAAUUUUUGGCCAACAAAAAUCCAGCGGUAAAUAGUUCCUUUACCUUAAAACUAAAUCAUUGUAAUCCAGGUAAUCUUAACCGAAAAGGAAAAGAAAAAUGUAAAUGAGAAAAAUUAUAAGAAAUUGUGUUUCGGAUAUAAACUUAAUGAAUGUUGAAUAAUUUAUUAAUCUAACUAAAUUAAAAAUAUGUCUUAAAAUAUGUAAAUAGAAAAUAAAGAACAUAAAUUGGUGUAAAUGUUGAAAACAAAAAUAAAAACCUAAACUAAUUAAUGCAUGCGCCAAGAUUUCUGUAAUCAAAUCGUGUUGUGAAAGUUGUCUUCCCUAAUUUAUGCCCAUUACAUAAUUAGACAUUGGAAGAAAGUUUUAAUUUUAAUUUUCUUUUCAGUAUGGUUUCAAUUAAGGCCGUUACGUAAUAAGAGAUGAAAAAGAAUGUAAAAAACUAGUUUUAUGUAUAUAGAAGAGAGACAAAAACCAUUUUGAUGUUACUGAAUAAUAUUACAAAUAUUAACCAAGGGAUAUGAGAAUAGAUUAAGGAACAGAGCAUGUUUCUAGCUGCUAGGGACGAAGAUAAGUCAUAGAAUUGUAAUGAGAAUCAAAAACGCAAGCGAAUGCAUUUUGCAUUUAAUAUAAUAUAUUCAUAUCCACAAUAAAUAAUCGAAAGUGUGUAAAGCCAGAAUAAAUGUAAUAAUAAGCUCUAAGAAAACAAAAUAGUGAUGUAAAAACACGCAGCAAGGAAAUAAAGUAAC